Molecule: messenger RNA, 1165 nt
Organism: Biomphalaria glabrata
Lineage: Eukaryota; Metazoa; Mollusca; Gastropoda; Planorbidae
Product: procathepsin L-like
Exons: 9
Coding region: 141-1124 (327 amino acids)
Cellular component (GO): lysosome
Molecular function (GO): cysteine-type endopeptidase activity
Source: RefSeq, a predicted model, not a curated record
GUCGGUUACAUCAGAGGGACUCGAGGUGUCGGGCUUAAGAUAUAAAAGGGAACAAUCUUUGAGUUGGUGGUACUCAAGGUGUAAACCUUUAACGUUGGUGAAAGCAAAGUGACGCAUUGUUAAAGGAACAAGAUUUGAAGAUGUUCAAACUCACCCUUGCACUUGCUCUCGUGACCUUUGUCACCUGCGCCCCAGCAGACAAUGACUGGGCAAGGUUCAAGGGCGCAUUUAGCAAGCGCUACAAGUCGCCAUCAGAGGAGGUCAAAAGACGAGGAAUCUGGGAGUCGAACCUUGCCCUUAUCAGAAAACACAAUCAAGAGUACGAUAAUGGAGUACACACUUAUAACCUGGGCGAGAACAUCUACUCUGAUUUAACCUCCCAAGAAUUCGUCGCUAAGCUCACCGGAUACAACAGCAGUUUGGCACAAGGUAGAACAUCGUCCGUUUCCGGCGUCGCUAGUACCUUACAGCUAGCACCUCAGCCGACAGUUAACUGGACGGACAAAGGCUACGUCACAGAGGUUAAAGACCAGGGUCAGUGUGGAUCUUGCUGGGCUUUCUCUGCUACUGGGGCGCUGGAAGGGCAAAUUUAUAAGAAAACAGGAAAACUUAUUUCUCUGUCUGAACAAAAUCUUGUCGACUGCUCGGGAGCUUAUGGUAACCAAGGAUGCAAUGGUGGAUGGAUGAACUCGGCCUUCACCUAUAUUAGAGAUAAUAAUGGUAUCAACACCGAGGUCUCUUAUCCCUACGAGGCUGUUAAUGGAAUCUGCAGGUUUAAUUCCGCUAAUGUUGGAGCUACAGAUACUGGAUUUGUCAAUAUUGCUCAAAGCGAGUCUGCCCUUCAGAAUGCUGUGGCCACUGUAGGCCCUAUCUCUGUUGCUAUCAAUGCCGGUCUUUAUACCUUCCAGUUUUAUAAAAGCGGAGUCUAUUAUGACAAGAAAUGCAGUUCUUCUACCUUGAAUCACGGUGUGUUAGUAGUUGGAUACGGUACCAGCGCCUCGGACUAUUGGCUGGUCAAAAACAGCUGGGGAAAAUCCUGGGGUCUAAAUGGCUAUAUCCAGAUGUCCAGAAACAGAAACAACAACUGCGGCAUCGCCUCUGCGGCCAGUUACCCCACAGUGUGAUGACGUGGCAUGCCAUGUGACCUAAACAUGUGUCAACGUAG